Molecule: messenger RNA, 819 nt
Organism: Suillus subaureus
Lineage: Eukaryota; Fungi; Basidiomycota; Agaricomycetes; Boletales; Suillaceae
Exons: 6
Coding region: 1-819 (272 amino acids)
Source: RefSeq, a predicted model, not a curated record
AUGGAUCCCUCAAAGAUAAGAAAGAAAAUCGGUCGCUUUCGAAUCCUCGUUAUAGGAAGAGCGAAUGCUGGAAAAACUACCAUCCUCCAGAGAGUUUGCAAUACGCGGGAAAAUCCAGAAAUAUACAACAGCGCCGGGGAAAAGAUCGAUGCUACAGUGUUGAUGGCUUCAACAGAGCGUGGAGAGCACGAUAUCGAGAACGAAAUGGUGUUUCGGAGCAACCCAGGAUUUGUCUUCCACGAUUCACGCGGGUUUGAAGCAGGCGGCGAAUCCGAAUUCGACAAGGUGAAGGCGUUCAUCGUAGGCCGUUCCAAGGAAACUAGAUUAAGGAAUAAACUCCAUGCUAUCUGGUACUGCAUCCCGAUGGACGAGGCAAGCAGGUCGUUCACCAAAGGAGAAAUCAAAUUUUUCUCUCAGUGCGACACAGGAAUCAUUCCAGUGAUGGUAUUGUUUACCAAAUUCGAUGCCCUCUACGACGUAGCAUAUGCAGAGCUGAGAUCGAAGAGAGUAUCGAUGGAGGAGGCUGAAGAACAGGCGCCAAAGCACGCUGAAGAGUCAUUUGCAGUUGGGUCACAAUUGAAGUUUCUAUACCACUCCAAGGACAUUCGACACCCUCCAAGAUGUCAUGUAUGCCUCCCUAACAUGGACAAGGAUGAUGCAGAUUGCGGGCAACUCAUCAAACGCACGGCCGGAACUCUGGAUGAUGAAGUGGUGGAGCAAUUAUUCGUCUCGACCCAGCAGACGAACUUAGAGUUCUGCAUGACGUAUGCAGUUAAGAGGUACCUAUACAUAGUCUCAUUUACUCGCCAUGAGCGUUAG